Aspergillus aculeatinus CBS 121060 is the source of this 1500-nucleotide messenger RNA. RefSeq names its product ankyrin repeat domain-containing protein. The transcript has 2 exons. NCBI's taxonomy places the organism in Eukaryota, Fungi, Ascomycota, Eurotiomycetes, Eurotiales, Aspergillaceae. Gene Ontology annotation, molecular function: protein binding. The record is from RefSeq and is a predicted model, not a curated record. The coding region runs from base 173 to 1459 and encodes 428 amino acids.
CUUUCAUCAACUAGAUACGCAAAUUGCCAUGGACACUUAAAUAAGCUAGUUGCAACUUGGAAUCCACCCCAUUGCCCCUAUCAUUGACUAUGCUAGCCCACCAACUAUCAAUCCUUCUUCCAGUCUACUGUCAGCAGCACCUAGCAAGUCAACCCCACUCACACCAUACUUCAUGGCCUCCUUCAGCCGCCUACCAGACGAGCUCCUUCUGCUCGUGGCCCAGCAGUUGACCACGCAACCAGACAUCUACCAUCUAACCCAAGUCGACGCGCGCUGCUACCGAGCACUACAUAGCCAUCUCUGCGUCCACAACGUCCAGCACCACGGAAGCACGGCCUUACUCUGGGCCGCGCAGAAGGGAAAACUCCCACUUAUAGCCAAGCUACUAGCCGCCGGCGCCAACAUCGUCACCUGGUCACGCCAGGAAGAGACCCGGGAAGACAGCGUCGGCGAGAAAUGGAUCUUCUUCCCGCCCGAGAAUCCCUUAUUGGAAGCAGCGCAGGGAGGCCACACCGCGGCUCUCCAGCUCAUGCUCGCAGAGAACCGGCCGAACCAAGCCGCCAGCCCAGAUCAACUGCGGACGCUCCUGCACUGGGCCCUCCGAGCCCACGACGGCCCGCUGGUUGAUCUACUGCUGGGCCAGCGUCGUGCCCCGUUCGAUUCGCGCACCUACAGGGACUGGCCGUCUCCGACGCCGCCAGACACGUGGCCUUCAGCGCUCAACGUGGCCCUCGAGGCCGAGUAUUACACCAUUGUGCCCCGCCUGGUGGAGCAGGGCGCAACCCCUGGGCCGUACCGUCGCCGGCCGUGUCCGAUUGAGCAGGCGAUCUGUGGCGAUCAGUUGCACCUCGUAAAGCUUUUCCUGCAGCAGGGCUGGAUGCCGCACCGGGACCAUGGUAUAUGCUACAUCGCGGACACGAAUAACAUCGCCAUGCUCCAGGUUCUGCUGGAUCAUGGCCUGGAUCUCCGGCUCUAUGGUACAGGCGCCCUUUGCGUGGCGAUUUGGGCCGGUCACUAUGAUAUCGUGAAGAUGCUGCUUGAUCAUGGUGCUUCUACGAGGCUGGGGUGUAUCUGGGAGAGUACGGAUCGCAGCCCCCAGAUGGAUGGGUAUACCCCGGUUGGUUUUGCUGUCAAGUGGAGGCGUCUGGAGAUCCUGCGCCUGUUGCUUGACAGCGGGGCUCACGCGGACUGGGCAGAGUUCGAUAUGGCAAGGGAGCAGGGUUUCGAGGAGGCGGCGGACCUGCUUUUAGAGUUCGAGAAAUCUGACCCGGAACCUUUGAUUACUGCAGGUGCUUUUGAGGAGGCCGGGGACCUGCUAUUCGAAACUCCAAUCGAGCUGUUGGACCCAGAUCUUGUUGUACCCGAUCGUGUUGAACUUCUUGUUUUGGAUGUGCCGGGUGGCGUGACUGAUGCUUCCCAGAUCUGGGAGGGGAUGUCCAGAAUCAACCAUUUCAUAUAAUGGCAUUACGUGAUACAAUCGAGUAAGGAAUAUAAUCGUGG